AUGGUCACCCGCGUGGACAGGCCCAACUUUGGCAUGUGCAUCGACACCUUUAACCUCACCGGCCGCGUCUACGCCGACCCGGCCUCGCCUACGGGCAAGACCCCCAACGCGGACCGCGACAUGGCCGAGUCCAUGCAGAGGCUCGUCGAGCGCGUUGACGCUGACAAGAUCUUCUUCGUUCAAAUGGGCGACGCGGCCCGUCUCGCGGAGCCUAUUCGCCCCGGCCAUGAGCUCUACGAUGCCGCUCAGCCUGCCCGUAUGAGCUGGUCCCGCCAGCACAGGCUAUUUUACGGCGAGCAGCACCUCGGCGGCUACCUCCCCGUCAAGGACGUCAUGGUGGCGGUUCUCCGCGGUGUCGGCUACCGGGGCUGGGUGAGCUACGAAAUCUUCAACCACAGGCUUUUUAACACCGAUGCUUCUAUCCCUGAUGAGAUGGCCCGCAGGGCCGCCGUCGGUUUCGACAAGAUGGUCAAGGACGUAUUUGGCCCCGUGGCGAGACCCAUGGAGAGGCCUGCCGACGUGUCGAGGAGUAACUCGACGGUCUGGGAACAGCAGGUUAGCUACCUGUGA
This is a messenger RNA of Parascedosporium putredinis, 570 nucleotides long. The record is from the annotation of a GenBank genome assembly. NCBI's taxonomy places the organism in Eukaryota, Fungi, Ascomycota, Sordariomycetes, Microascales, Microascaceae.